Molecule: messenger RNA, 1029 nt
Organism: Penicillium chermesinum
Lineage: Eukaryota; Fungi; Ascomycota; Eurotiomycetes; Eurotiales; Aspergillaceae
Exons: 2
Coding region: 1-1029 (342 amino acids)
Biological process (GO): mitotic sister chromatid segregation; kinetochore assembly
Cellular component (GO): nucleus
Source: RefSeq, a predicted model, not a curated record
AUGGAGGUAUCGGAAUCCACCGUGCAGAACAUACAGAAAUUCGCCAAUGAUCGUGCAGCCGUAGAGAAGGAGUCCACCGAGGAGCCUCUUAGCGCAACGGCCCUGCAUGUCUACACCCGACGACUGGACAGCACUCUACGGGAGCUGCAGGAGCAAGUACGGCUCCAAGAAGAGGAGUUGAAAAAGCUUCGGGAACGUCGAUCCUUUGAUCUGCUAGAUGCAGACAAUGACCCCUGGGCACGUGUGUGCAAUGCUCGACGAGCAAGGAAAGCCUAUGAAUCACUCCUCAAAGCGGAGGAAGACCUUCCAGGAACAGACUCUGUCCUUCCAUCCCUCAUGGCCAUCGAGGAAACCUCUCGUCUAAUCAAAGACGGCAAAAAAGCUAUCUCAACAACGGCAGAAUCACUGUCCAAAGAUCGAGAUCGUCUAAAUCUAGAAGAAGCUAAUCUUCGAGACUCGCGUGCAAUCUCAAGUGGCUUACAAGAGCGACUACAACGCAUUCGAAAUGCCAAUGCACAAAGGCAAGAGCAAACUCCCUCUGAAGUGGCUGCUCAAACGAUCCGUGAUCAAAGGAGGAAGAAAAAACAGCUCGACCGCGCGUUGGGGGAGAUCAAAGGGUCUCUGGACAGCUUUAUCGAUGAAACCCUGGCACCGAUGUUAGCAGCAGAGGAUCUUGGUGGCCCGACUGUGGGGGAUGCCUUGGAGAUCUCGGAUGCCACUCUCAAUGCAGGCUAUACAGCUCAUGGAAAGCCUAAAAAGCCAAAGCAAUCCAGUGAAGCGGAGGACGGCCAGCAGCGCAUUGACCUGUUCCUACGUCAGAGCGGCGGUGCCAAAAACAAACGAGAGGCGGCCGCUACAGAAAUCCACGAGCUGCUUGAUUCGCUCUUAGAGGCGGGGAAUUCUUAUGUUGCAUUAGAGCGAGACUCGGCAGUGUCACGAUUCCUAGUGAGAGCGAAGGUAGCUCAGUUCCAUCCUCGAGAUGCCCGGCGUCUACGAUUGAUAGAUUUUGGUCGCUCUCUUGUUGUCUAG